UAUGAGAUAUCAAUGCAACCUACUACUAUCGACAGCAACCGCGCUCUUCUUGCUAGCUAAUAAAUACCUUGAGACCAGAGCGGGCACCGGUUAUCUGACAGAAGUAGUCAGAAAUGGAUUAUGCAGUGACCCAGAAAGGCUUCAGACAUCAGCCCAAUGUACGUCUACGAAAUAGCUCCAUGGAAGUUUCCGAUGGCAACCAGUUGUUUGAGGACACAAGUGGCUGUGGUUCAGAGACAUCCCAUCAUAGAAACCAACGGAGCGGGCCUCAGGCGGCAGGUUUUCCGGGUCAGUCCAUGCUCUCAGAGCCCAUGUCGAACCUCGCCAUGGCUUAUGGCAGCUCGCUGGCAUCUCAAGGGAAGGAAAUGAUGGACAAGAAUCUGGACAGAUUCAUCCCCAUUUCCAAGCUGAAAUACUACUUUGCAGUGGACACGGUGUACGUGGGAAAGAAGCUGGGUCUUCUAGUUUUCCCUUACAUGCAUGAGAACUGGGAGGUGAGCUACCAGCAAGAUACCCCUGUGGCACCGCGCUUUGAUGUCAACGCUCCUGAUCUCUACAUCCCCGCCAUGAGCUUCAUCACGUACGUGCUAGUGGCCGGGCUGGCACUGGGCACACAGAAUAGGUUUUCUCCCGAGCUGCUGGGAGGUCAAGCGAGCUCGGCACUGGUGUGGCUCAUAAUGGAAGUCCUAGCAGUCCUCUUGUCACUCUACCUCGUGACCGUCAACACUGACCUCACCACCAUCGAUCUGCUCGCCUUCGCUGGAUACAAAUAUGUAGGAAUGAUCGUUGGAGUAGUUGCAGGACUGAUAUUUGGGAGGCCAGCCUACUAUCUCUCUUUACUGUGGUGUUGUGCUGCCAUCUUUGUAUUUAUGACCCGCACGCUUCGUCUGAAGCUUUUGUCAGAGGCGGCGGCAGAGGGGAGGCUGGUGAGAGGAGCCAGAAACCAGCUGAGGAUGUACCUCACAAUGUCUAUAGCGGCGGCCCAGCCUGUUUUCAUGUACUGGCUUACCUAUCACCUGGUCAGAUAAUUGCAUCCAAGACAUGAACAUACAGAUGCUGCCUAUGUCGAAAGCAGACUGUCAGGGUAAAACUCAAGGUAGCGCUCCAUCUCUCCAUGGAGUUCGACACCACAUGUGACAACAAGAGAGAAAGUGUUUUUUUUAAUGCCUUUACCUCUCACAGCACAGUGUUUUUUUUGUACUGCGGUAUUUUUGUUCUAUAAACGUUUACGUUGUUUUUCUACAAUGUGUAAUUAAUUGUUAAUUUUAUUUUUUUUUGUAAUAUUUAAAUGUGUUCUGUACGUUUGUUAGAUGCCGGUGUGUACAAGUGAUAUCCUUCUGAGUUGACUCUGUGUACAUCUCACACACUAACCAAACACUGUGUCCUUACAAUUCAAUGGAAGCUAAAGCACAUUCAAGAAUUUGCCCUGAUUUUAUGAUGAAAUUCUGAACAAAUUUCUCAUCUUUGAUCAUUUAAUCUGAAGUAAAAUGCAGUCUUUCUAGUCCGUUUGUGUGCUUGCGCGCACCCCUUGUAACUUUUGUCUCCUUAGUGUCCACACGCUUGGCUUCCUGGUGGUGAAGCCGUGUUAGAUCUCAUCAUAAAGUAGUGAUGUAUCUAUAUCCUUUUAAGAACUAAUGUAAAUUAUUUGUUGCUUUUCUUAUUGAAAGACAGCUGGAAUA
Molecule: messenger RNA, 1679 nt
Organism: Corythoichthys intestinalis (scribbled pipefish)
Lineage: Eukaryota; Metazoa; Chordata; Actinopteri; Syngnathiformes; Syngnathidae
Gene: yif1b
Product: Yip1 interacting factor homolog B (S. cerevisiae)
Exons: 8
Coding region: 114-1028 (304 amino acids)
Biological process (GO): endoplasmic reticulum to Golgi vesicle-mediated transport
Cellular component (GO): endoplasmic reticulum-Golgi intermediate compartment; Golgi membrane; endoplasmic reticulum membrane
Source: RefSeq, a predicted model, not a curated record